UUUUUAGUCCAGCACGUGCCCCAGCUAUUGGGGCACUUUUGACUCUGCGAUUUCCGUAUAACGAUACGAAACACUUGGCCCGAAUGAACGUUGUGCUCGUAUAAAUGCACAAAGCCCGCCUCAGUGUGUCCAGUUAGAAGUUAGACCAACAAACCAAGACCUAACCCAAUCCAAUCCAAUUUAACAUAAUCUGAUGGCGGCCUUCAAACAGAACCAGCGCUUUGCUCUUCUCCUCUUGAUCGCACUGGCAGGCAGCUCAGCGGCACAGACAUUCACCCAAGAGGAUCGCGGCUCCAUACUGAAGUUCAUGGGUGUACUGAUAAAUUUCCUGGACUUGGAGACGGACAAUGCCACUAGCACAGCGGUACCCAACACAAAUGCCACCAGCGUGGGGACGACGACCACUUUGCCUAGUGAACCCUCGGGCGAAACUACAGAGAGCAGUGGCACAACAAGUAACUCCACGACAGGGGACUCAACGAGUGGGACCACAACUACGCUGCCAUUGAAUUCAACGGGAUCGGACACAACCACUGAGGUCGCCUCCACCACUGUAAGACGUCGCAUUUGCUUCAAACGCGUCUGCUACAAAUUUAGUGCCGACAAGGGUUAUAUCUACUAAUGGCGAGAGGCAUACUUGUUACUCUCAAUCGUUAGGUGACGAGCUCUCAGCGAAAUUCAUAACAUUCAGCAACCGACAUUUUUCAAAAACAUCCUGAGCUGCACCUUGAGAGGGGAUCCGACUAUUUAUUCAAUAUGCACAAGCAAUUUAUUUGUUUUGGCAAAAAACCCAGGGAAGAUUGACAUCGAGUACUCGUUACUUCAUCGAUAAAAGAGCUUCAAAGCAAUCGUUAAUCUCAAGUACUCAUGCGGUCUGGAGAAUCCAUUGAUAUCAGCAAGAAGAAUCAAUCCUUAUUCACAGAUAUAUUCCAUUUCAUAGCUCGUUGCAGUCAUUACACCACUCGCUGCUUGCGCUACUCGACCUUUUAUGCCGCGGUAGAUCCGCGUGUAAAUUUAGUAUGCAACCUUAUAUUUUGUAAUUGAAAUCAUUUCCUGAGGAGCAAAAAAACCAAUACUUUGUAAAUCAAACUUUAUUCAGCAAUGAUAAAAAAAAUAUAU
Drosophila persimilis is the source of this 1119-nucleotide messenger RNA. RefSeq lists its product as uncharacterized. The record is from RefSeq and is a predicted model, not a curated record. The transcript has a single exon. Bases 194 to 622 code for a protein of 142 amino acids. NCBI's taxonomy places the organism in Eukaryota, Metazoa, Arthropoda, Insecta, Diptera, Drosophilidae.